Molecule: messenger RNA, 1137 nt
Organism: Paramecium pentaurelia
Lineage: Eukaryota; Ciliophora; Oligohymenophorea; Peniculida; Parameciidae
Source: the annotation of a GenBank genome assembly
AUGGGCAACUGCACUGGAAUUUGUGGUAAGGAAAUGGUAGCAUAAACGAUUGAGGAUAAAAAAUAGAAACUGGAUCUGGAAGAUUAGUAGUAAAUAGAAUAAGCAUUUGUUGCUGGAAAUGCACCAUAAGAUGAUGCUCAAUAAUAAGCUUAACCAAAAGAGGAGAUUUUAGAUGAAAAAAAGUAGGAACAACAGCAAGAUGAUAAAUAGAAAAUUGAGUCCUAUUAAGAAAAAGUUAAACUAGUUGAAAGCAACGAAGCUUCAGUUAAUCCUCAUAAAGAUAGUUAAAAUAAUCAACAGCCAGUUCCUGAUGAAUAGAAAGAGUAUGAACCAGUAACUUUGGAGACUGGUAUUAUCUUUGAUUUACAUUAAAGGUGCCACAUAUGCUGGUUAAUGGAGAGGAAAAAUGAGAUGGGGUUGGGGAAAAUAAGUUUGGCCAGAUGGUAAAUUAAUAUUAUGACGUAUUUAGGUUCUGUAUAUGAAGGAUAUUGGUAAAAUGAUAAAGCCUGUGGUAAAGGUAAAUUAAUCCAUGCAGAUGGAGAUGUAUAUGAGGGUGAAUGGCUUAAUGACAAAGCGAAUGGAGAAGGCAAAUACAUACAUAACAAUGGAGCUUAAUAUGUAGGAUUUUGGAAGGAUGAUAAAUAACAUGGUAAUGGUAAGGAGACAUGGCCAGAUGGAGCACAUUAUGAAGGUUAGUAUGAAGAAGGAAAGAAACAUGGUAAAGGGAAAUUAGUAUUUGCUGAUGGUUCCAUGUAUGAAGGAUAGUUUGAUAACAAUGACAUACAUGGAUUUGGAGUUUAUGUUUGGGCUGAUAAUAGAAAAUAUUAAGGGGAAUGGAAAAGAAAUAAAAUGCAUGGUUAAGGAACAACAACUUGGCCAGAUGGAAGAAGUUAUGAGGGAGAGUAAUUAAUAUUUCACUAUUGAUAAGUUAUGAGGAUGAUAAGAAACAUGGAUAAGGGACAUUCGUUUGGAGUGAUGGUAGAAAAUAUAUAGGAGAAUGGAAAAAAGGAAAAUAACAUGGCAAAGGAAUCUUUGUUAAACCAGGAGGAGAGUAAAGAGAAGGAGAAUGGAUUGAUGGUAGAAGAUAAAGAUGGCUGGAUGAAGCUGCUGGGGAUGGACAUAAUGCUAAUAAUUGAU